AUCAAAACUUCUGUGUCGCUGCUCAUUUGGAGAAUUUUGCGGUAAUAAACAUGAACAUAUUAUUGAAAAUAAGUAUUUUAUUUUUAUUUAUUACAUGUGCAGCUAGUUACACAGAACGAAUUCCUGUUGGUGUAAUCCUCAAAAAAGAUGAGCAUAAAGUCAUAGAGACAGUCAUCAAUUAUGUUUUAUGGAAUCAACGAACUAGUGAUGGACAAUCCCCGUUUGUGAUUGAUAUAAUCAAAGAUAUUGUCGAAAAAGAAGAUGCUGUACAUUAUCAGCAGUCUAUUUGUAGGUUGCUAAAGAAAGGAAUCACAGCUCUCCUAGCACCUAGUACUUGCUCAGUGUGUUUCUCUGUUCUGGCUACAAUUUCAAACGAAUUUAAGGUACCUUUGAUAAUUCAAGAACUGCCCGAAUUUCCCUUGGAUGUAUCGCCUAAAUAUGCUGUUGGAAUUCGUCCUGGUACUACAAGAGCCAUCCUUGAUCUGGUUCGAUAUUACCAUUGGCAAGAUAUUGUUUAUAUAUAUGACCACGAUUAUGGUCCAGAAAAUCUUCAUUUUAUGUAUGCGCUUGGCUAUCGAUCAUUAAAAUUUCAACUUACUGGAAUUUUGAAGGUGUCUUCCUCGGAAGAUGCCAAUAAAUAUCUUCGAAAACUAGAUACUCCAGAGAAACAUAGGCUUAUUCGAGUUAUACUUGACACCGAAACUGCUCUAGCCCGAGAUAUCCUUUUAAGACAUGUUCAUGAUGUUCAUGUACGAAAGAGGAAUUUUCAUUUUAUCCUGUCGAAGCCUACCUUGGAAGAAUUCUGGAUUUCUCAAAGAGCAGAGUUAGGAGCAUUAAACGUUACUGGAUUUCUGGCUGUUAACCCAAAGCAAAGUGAAGUAAUGAACUUUGAAGAAGGAUGGAAGCAUCAGCUUUCUAAUAUGGCAGACACGAGUUUAAACAUGAAUAUUUCAGCAUAUUAUUACCACGAUUCUGUCCGAGUUCUUCUAAAAAGUUUAGCGUCUAUUAUUAAAUCAACGCGGUUUCAGCGAUUUGUGAAAGGAGAGCCUCGAGACUGUCUUCAAAUCCCUCCAACACCUCUUCCUGGUGGUGAAACUUUAGCUGAAUUUUUUAAACGAGGAAUUAUAAAUGAUGGAGUAACAGGCAAAAUUCAGUUUGAUGAUUCCGAGGAGCUAAUUAAAGGCGAACGAAAAAAUUUGUCAAUGGUUAUUGUUGAAUCCGCAAUUUCUGGUUACAAAAUAAUUGGAUCCUGGACUGGAAGACGAAUGUUUUGGUCAUCUGCAAGCCCAAACCUUCCAAAAGCUUUACCGCAGAUCAAUGAGAAGCAAAAACUUCGAAUUACAACUCUAAUUAACCCACCUUUUAUGAUGUACAAGACUGAAGAAAACAAAACAGGAAAUGAUCAGUUUGAAGGAUACUGUAAAGAUUUGAUUGAUAUGUUAGCGAAUGAGCUGUCUUUUGAGUACGACCUAAAGUUGGUUCCAGAUGGCCAGUAUGGCAGCUAUGAAGAAUCAGAAGGAAGAUGGAGUGGAAUGAUAGGAGAAUUAAUUCAAGGUAAAGCCGAUUUAGCUGUUGCUGAUUUGAUUAUCACAGGACAACGACAGCGCGUUGUGCAAUUUACCGAUCCUUUUGAAAUGGCUGCGUUUAGUUUAAUAUUGAAGAAUCCUCAUGCUGUUCCCUCUUCUUCAGCGUAUUUCAUUUUAAAUGCCUUUUCACCAAACGUUUGGAUCUGCAUCUUUGCAGCUUUCAUUCUCUUCGCUUUGCUGUUUCACGGUAUAACAAAAUUUACAGGAGCUCCUGAUAGUAUCGAAUCAGCCUCCGGAAUUUGGGGAAGAAAGCUAACAAUCAUUGCGAAUGUGUGGUUUACAGUAGGUAGUUCUGUGAUGCAAGAUACAGGUGUUUAUCCAAGGUAUUCAUUUUUAAAAAACAUUUUACUUUAUUUUUGUAAAUUAAUUUAUUAUUUCAAGUUAUUUUGUUCAAGUUAUAUUUAUACAUGUGUUAUAAUUUGUUUUACAAAGUAUGUAAUAAUGUGUUAUUUGUUUGUGUAGCUGAUAAAUCUCACC
Stegodyphus dumicola is the source of this 2063-nucleotide messenger RNA. Its product is annotated as glutamate receptor 1-like. Gene Ontology annotation, cellular component: membrane. NCBI's taxonomy places the organism in Eukaryota, Metazoa, Arthropoda, Arachnida, Araneae, Eresidae. Gene Ontology annotation, molecular function: ligand-gated monoatomic ion channel activity. The record is from RefSeq and is a predicted model, not a curated record.